AGCCAUUUUGUAGUGGUAUCUCUGGCGUGUCCCGGUACGCUUGUGUCCAUACGUGCUCGAGGCGACUCACUUGUAUCUUUCCAUUUCCCUAUUGUGAAGUUUCAUGGUGCUGCUUGGAAACACCAUCUGGUCUCGCGGUUACGGUGCCUGCAAGGCUCCCAUCAACGGCGCAGUUAAAAUUGAUAAACUCAACACUCUGACGAUUAAGAAUCUACUGUUCAAUCUGUGUAAAGCCUGUCAAAUAAACACCAUGUCCGCGUUCCCUCCCUCGGCGUUCUCGGCUGCCCGUAUCCGGGAGACUCAGCGUGACCGGGACAUGAAGCUUGCCAAUAAUAUGAAAAAAGUUAAUGAUUCUACGAAAUUUUUCGAAACAGCAUUUGGAGAGUUAUCGCCGCUCAAGUACAACAGCAAGCUAAUGAACAGCAUCUGGGGCCUAUACAACCGGUACUCGCCACACAACGUCAAGAAGAUCAACGAGGCUUUCGUUUUCAAUGGAGAUUUGCAGCAAUCUGCUGCAAACUCCAUUAAAAACGGGGAAGCAGUGAUUAGCCUGCCAUCACGACCCCUAGACAACGUAUGGGCUACAGUUAACGUAUCUCAGUCUCAUUAAUUAGUUAUUUACUCUUUAAAUACACGUUCGUGUUAUUGUAUAUUAUCUUCUCGACAUAAAUAAAAAGCAUUUAUUUCGCUCUCUGUACACAUUA
Ostrinia nubilalis (European corn borer) is the source of this 704-nucleotide messenger RNA. RefSeq lists its product as uncharacterized. NCBI's taxonomy places the organism in Eukaryota, Metazoa, Arthropoda, Insecta, Lepidoptera, Crambidae. The transcript is spliced from 4 exons. Bases 104 to 610 code for a protein of 168 amino acids. The record is from RefSeq and is a predicted model, not a curated record.